Hippocampus zosterae (dwarf seahorse) is the source of this 2521-nucleotide messenger RNA. RefSeq names its product peptidyl-prolyl cis-trans isomerase FKBP8-like. The coding region runs from base 645 to 1946 and encodes 433 amino acids. Gene Ontology annotation, molecular function: peptidyl-prolyl cis-trans isomerase activity; protein binding. Lineage: Eukaryota; Metazoa; Chordata; Actinopteri; Syngnathiformes; Syngnathidae. The transcript is spliced from 9 exons. The record is from RefSeq and is a predicted model, not a curated record.
AACCGGUUGCCGGCCCGUGGCAGGGCGCGCCGAGACCAACGACCAUCCGCGCUCACACUCACGUCGCGGCACAAUUUCGAGUGUUGAACAAAGGCCAUCUCGCUGAGUAUUUUGAUGCUCCCGCGCGAGGCUGCGCGCACCCGACUCGCCUGGCAGUAAGCGAGCGCCGUCCAUAAGAGCGGACGCCACGCCAGCGGCACGCGCGUCCGCAAUCUGGAACGGCUUCCUUUUCUCUUCCCUUUCGAGGAGCGGUCCGCGGGAUCUCCGAAGGCGCGCGAGUUUCCGGUCGCCGGCGUUUGCGGAAACGCCGUCAUCGGGCCCGGCGGCGAAGUCGCUAAGGAGUUUACGGCCGUCGGUUCUGGCAGAUUAGGCUUUUCUCCUCUAAUCCCGCAGAUUAGCGCCCGCCCGAGGGUGUUUUGCGGCGCCUGCUUCGCAUCGAUCGUUUUCGCAGAGAGUGCGGCUCAAAUCGCGCACUCCGUCCUCGCGGGAAGUACGCAGGCCCCGGCGCUUCGUCGCACGCACGUGGGUUUUGGCCGCGCCGCGCCGCCGGCAUCGAACCAAGCGUUGCUGGCAUUUUGGCUCGUAUUCCGGGGCGGGGCCGUCGAAGCCCUCGGAGGCACGGCGAGCGGCGGGCCGCCGCCUAAAUGGAGCCGCGGCCCGGCCGCGAGGAGGAGCCUGCCCUGACACGGGCGAGGGAGCCCGCGCCGACGGCGGCCCCCGAGGGAAGGGGGGAGCGGUCGAGUAGGACGGAGAAGGAUGGCGGCGAGAGUCCCGGAGGAGACGGCGCUCGGGACGACUUUGAGAGGCCCCGAGUCCGAGGAGGGGAAGGGGCGCGGACGCCCAAGAAGACGGUGCGCUUCCGAGAAGCGUCCGCAGAGGAGCCGCUGGCGGAGAGGGCCGGAGAGGAGACGAGCCUUUUUCCCGACUGCGCCCUGCAGGAGUGGAGCGGCGUCGCCUUCGACGAGCUCUUCCAGAAAGAAGACUGGCAGCGGCUCACAGACGAGCGACUGCUGUGCAAGAAGGUGCUGGAGCCGGCCGCCCCCGGCGCCCCUCGGCCCGUCUGGGGCCAGCAGGCCACGGUGAAGAUGCAGGCCGUCCUGGAGGACCGCACCGUCGUGGAGAAGGACCGCAAGCUGCUCUUUACUAUCGGCGAAGGAGACGUGAGCCGGGCGCUGGAGGAGGGCGUCGUGUCCAUGCGCAGGGGCGAGACGGCGCUGCUGCUGGCCCAUUCCCGCUACGCCUACGGGCCGGCGGGCAGAGAGCCCGACGUCCCCGCCGGAGCUCCUCUGCUCUACCAGCUGCAGCUGCUGGACGUCAGCGACAAAGCGGACCCGCUGAAUCUGCCGCUGUCCGACCGCAUCCGCGCCGGCAACCGCAAGCGGGAGCGAGGCAACUUCUAUUUCCAGCGGGAGGAGUACGGCGAGGCCGCGCGAGCCUACCGGAUGGCCCUGGAUGUGCUCACCACCUGCGGCGGGGAUGCCGGCGAGGAGGACGAGCGAGAGGUGCGCCACUACCGGGUCAAGUGUCUGAACAACCUCGCCGCGGCGCUGCUCAAACUGGAGCGACGCCAGGAGGCGCUGCUCGCCAGCCGCGACGCGCUUGCCAUCGAGCCCGACAACGUCAAGGCCCUCUACAGGGCGGGAAAGAUCCUGUCGGACGACGGCGACUACGGGGAGGCCGCGCGGCUGCUGAAGAAAGCCUUGAAGCUGGAGCCCGGCGCCAGGGCCAUCCACGCCGAGCUUUCCAAGCUGGUGAAGAGGCGGUCGGGCGGCGAGGCCGCACGCCAUGGCAAAGCGAAGGCCGCCGAGAUGUCGGGCGACGACGUCGCGCCUUUUUCCCUUCCCUCCAAAGCAACAUGGCCCAUCUCGUGGAAGCUGAUGGCGGGAGCUCUGCUGGUGGCGCUGGGCGGCUUGCUGGCAUCGCUCAUCCUCCCUGCAAGGAAUUGAACAAUUGAGCGUCCUCCCUCGCUUACGCCUCCUUUUGUUGCCAUCGAGUUCGAUUUUCAGGGACGUCCGCACGUUGACUGUACAUAUGCACGCGCGCAUACAACGGAGGGACUGAAAACGGUCGGCCUUGAAAAAAUGAAGGUCGCUCAUCAAGAGAGAAAAGGCAAACCUUUCGGAGGUCGACUUGCAGUUUGGCACGUGAAGGGGCGCAGCGUAGCUGAACAAAUAGGAGCGAGCCUUCCCACUUGUUUGUUGCCUCUCCGCUUCGAGGUCUCCGACUGAACACAAAACAAACAUUGCGCACUCAACGCACAACGACCGCAAAGGGAAAUGGCAAAGAUGGCGCGUGCAAGCGACAAGUGUCGCCGGGUCACCACACCUGCGCCCGGCGAGCGAUUGCUUUUCGCGCCGAGCGGAUGUCUGGCUCCUGCUGCCCCCUGGCGGCCGAGACAGAACGUGCGCCGAGUCGGCCCUGGCGGCUGAGGGCCGUCGGAGGCGUGGCCCUCUACCCUUGACUCCGCCCACACGGAUUCGCUCGCCCUUCCAAAUGCAGUCAGUCGUGAGGCGGGGCCGAC